AUGUCUCUGGAGGAAGAGGAUGUGCCGGUGGACCUCCCUGACCUGCCGCAAUUCAGUGCAGUGGAGAGUAAUAAGUUGAGUAUUAUUGGGAGAACUUUGAAUCCUGAGAAGCAGAGGAUGAAGGAUCUCAUAUUGGAUAUGCCUAGGAAGUGGCAAGUGUAUGAUCGUGUUCGUGGGGUGGCUUUGUCUUCAUCCAUGUUCCAAUUUACUUUCAAAUACGAACAUGACCUAGAAGAGGUUAUGCGGAAGCGUGUAUGGACCUUUAACGAAUGGAGCAUCGUUAUCGAUCGAUGGGUGGAGAAUCUUCCUGAGGACUACCUGAAGCAUCUACUCGUCUGGGUUCAGAUUCAGAAUAUUCAUGUGAACCACUAUACAAAGGAGGCUAUAGAAGCUUUUGCUGACAAUUUGGGGAAGGUUAAUGUCGUUGCUUACGACCCAAUUAAGGCUCAGAGUAAUGACUAUGUCAGAUUCCGCAUUUUCUUUGAUGUGGCGAGACCGGUUUGA
This is a messenger RNA of Raphanus sativus (radish), 504 nucleotides long. RefSeq lists its product as uncharacterized. Lineage: Eukaryota; Viridiplantae; Streptophyta; Magnoliopsida; Brassicales; Brassicaceae. Bases 1 to 504 code for a protein of 167 amino acids. The transcript has a single exon. The record is from RefSeq and is a predicted model, not a curated record.